CCCCAAAACACAGCCAUCUCUUUACGUCGUCGUUUCACUACCAUUCUGAAAUGCUCAGAGCCAAUUUCUUGGUCUCAUGCAUCUUCUCUUCGAUUAACUUCUGGGCAACCAAACGGGAAGGUAAAGAAGCUUGUUAGGGUUUUGGACGAUGAUAUACACGGCGAUAGACACCUUCUACCUGACCGACGAGCAGUUGCAGAACUCGCCGUCGAGGAAGGACGGGAUUGAUGAACCCAAGGAAACCACGCUCAGAAUCUACGGCUGUGAUUUGAUCCAAGAAAGCGGAAUUCUGCUCAAAUUACCUCAAGCUGUAAUGGCGACUGGUCAGGUUCUGUUUCACCGCUUCUAUUGCAAGAAGUCCUUUGCUCGCUUCAAUGUCAAGAAAGUUGCGGCUAGCUGUGUGUGGCUUGCAUCGAAACUGGAGGAAUGCCCUAAGAAAGCCAGACAGGUGAUCAUUGUUUUCCACCGGAUGGAAUGCAGGAGGGAGAACCUACCCAUUGAGCAUUUGGAUCCAUAUUCAAAGAAAUAUUCGGACUUGAAGAUGGAGUUGAGUAGAACAGAAAGGCAUAUUUUGAAAGAGAUGGGUUUCAUUUGUCAUGUUGAACAUCCUCAUAAAUUCAUAUCAAAUUACCUUGCCACUCUGGAAACACCUCGGGAAUUAACACAAGAAGCCUGGAAUCUAGCAAAUGACAGUUUGCGCACAACAUUGUGUGUUCGAUUCAAGAGCGAGGUGGUUGCUUGCGGUGUGGUUUAUGCUGCUGCUCGGAGAUUUCAAGUACCACUUCCUGAAAAUCCACCAUGGUGGAAGGCAUUUGAUGCUGAGAAAUCAGGGAUUGACGAAAUUUGUAGGGUUCUGGCUCAUUUGUACAGCCUUCCUAAAGCAAAGUACAUACCAGUCUGUAAAGAGGGUGACUCUUUUACAUUCUCUAACAAGUCAUGGAUUUCGUCUCUGCCAGUUACAAAGGAAGUUCCAAAGAAUGCUCCCGCUCCCGCAGCUAUUGAUGAUACCUCUAAUUCAAAGGAUACAACAGCAUUGAAUCCUGAAUCUAGUGGAUCAAAGGGUGUGUUGGUCAAGCUACCCGUUGACAAGCCAAAGGACUCUAAAGAGAGUGGUGAUGAAGCCAAGAGCAUGGCUGUUGAGGGAGAGGCAAGAGAAGAUGUCAAUAUGAAGUCAAAGUCUGAACGCCGCAUGGAAUCAAGCGGUGAUAAAAGCAAGGACAGAGAGAGGGACAGGGAAAGAGAUAGGGAAAGGGACCGGGACAGGGACAGAAUAAGGGCUCGGGAUCGUGAUAGGGGCAGGGAUUCUGACCGAGAACGAGAUCGAGAGGAGGCCGAGAGGGACAGAAACAGGGAUCGGAGUCGUCGUUCAAAGGAUAGAGCAAAAGACUCAGGGGGGCAUUCAGACAAAUCGAGGCAUCACUCGUCACGCGAUCGUGACUAUCACAGUUCCUCGUAUUCUUCCCGGGAUAAGGAUCGCCAUAGACAUCAUUCGCAUGCUUGAACUAAUAGCCAAGACGCCUCUCCUUUUCCCUUGUAAGUGAACGAAACUGAACGUACUUCGGCUGCAUUUUUACAAUUUUUCAGAUGUAAAAGUGAAUUAGAUUUCGGUAGGAUGUGUGCAAUGCACAGCAUUGAUCCUUCUAAAUCUUCAUUCUGUUGUUGGAUAGUUGAAUACUUGAAUUACUUGUGAUAUCCUUACAUCCUUCUUGGUUGAGAACCAAACUUGUA
Molecule: messenger RNA, 1728 nt
Organism: Malus domestica (apple)
Lineage: Eukaryota; Viridiplantae; Streptophyta; Magnoliopsida; Rosales; Rosaceae
Product: cyclin-L1-1
Biological process (GO): regulation of transcription by RNA polymerase II
Cellular component (GO): nucleus
Molecular function (GO): cyclin-dependent protein serine/threonine kinase regulator activity
Source: RefSeq, a predicted model, not a curated record